UCUCUCCAUCAAACCUAAUAUAAUUCCAUGGCUUCCAAUAUUGCCAACACAGCAUCCCUCUCUAUCUUCAUUAACUCUUCAAAUUUAAAGUCUAAAAAAGAUUGGAGCCAUUUGUAUCUAGGCUUUAAAAACUCAAAACAAUUUGCAUCUCUCCGUUCCAAAAAACCAACAAUAUUUGCCAGUUCUGCUCAGUUUAUAGUUGAUCGGUCUCCCGUAAAAGCGAGAUCUGGAGCACCACUCGUCGUUGAAGUUGACUUGGGUGCUCGGAGUUACCCCGUUUACAUUGGAUCCGGACUACUUGAUCAACCCGAGUUGCUUCAAAGACAUGUGCAUGGAAAUAGAGUGCUGGUGGUGACCAAUGACACAGUAGAACCAUUGUUUCUUGCUAAAGUGAUACAUGCAUUAACCAGAGACAACUCAGAUAUUUCCGUUGAGAGUAUGGUUUUGCCUGACGGGGAGAAAUAUAAGAGCACAGAGCAUCUGAUGAAAAUAUUCGACAAAGCAAUAGAAUCAAAACUGGACAGAACCUGUACAUUUGUUGCCCUUGGAGGUGGUGUUAUUGGUGAUAUGUGUGGAUUUGCAGCUGCUUCGUUUCUUCGCGGCGUCGGUUUCAUUCAGAUUCCGACGACUCUGAUGUCACAGGUGGAUUCUUCUGUCGGAGGGAAAACUGGGAUAAAUCACAGGCUUGGAAAGAAUCUGAUCGGAGCAAUUUAUCAGCCUCAGUCUGUACUCAUAGACACAGACACUUUAAGAACACUGCCUGAUAGGGAAUUGGCGUCAGGUUUUGCAGAGAUUAUAAAAUUGGGCUUGAUUAGAGAUGCUGAAUUUUUCGAGUGGCUGGAGAAGAAUAUGCAAUUACUCGUCGCCAGGGAUCCAAGGGCGAUGGUAUACGCCAUAAAGCGAUCUUGUGAAAUUAAGGCUGAGAUUGUAUCCCUAGAUGAAAUGGAAAUAGGGCUCAGGGCAAUUUUAAACUUAGGUCACACGUUUGGCCAUGCAAUAGAAACUAGUGUUGGAUACGGGCGGUGGCUCCAUGGAGAAGCUGUGGCAGUUGGAACGAUGAUAGCAGUUGACAUGUCAUACCGCCUCGGUUGGAUCGACGAUUCUAUUGUAAAGCGUGUCGGCAACAUUCUACGGCAAGCUACGUUACCCAUUGUCCCAUCGGAAACCAUGACCGUAGAUAUGUUCAAGUCUGCAAUGGCGUUUGAUAAGAAGGUAGCAGAUGGAUUGCAAAGGCUUAUCCUAUUGAAAGGUCCUCUUGGUAAUUGUAUAUUCACCGGUGAUUAUGAUAGAAAGGCCCUCGACGAUACACUUGCUGUAUUUACCAAAUCUUCGAUAAAUAUUUAAAAUGCUCUCAUCUCAUUUUUCAAUUGUAACUUGAGAAUUACCAAUGAGUUAUAGUUUAGCUGGUAUAA
This is a messenger RNA of Mercurialis annua (annual mercury), 1412 nucleotides long. Its product is annotated as 3-dehydroquinate synthase, chloroplastic-like. The coding region runs from base 28 to 1344 and encodes 438 amino acids. Gene Ontology annotation, biological process: aromatic amino acid biosynthetic process. The record is from RefSeq and is a predicted model, not a curated record. The transcript is spliced from 7 exons. NCBI's taxonomy places the organism in Eukaryota, Viridiplantae, Streptophyta, Magnoliopsida, Malpighiales, Euphorbiaceae. Gene Ontology annotation, molecular function: 3-dehydroquinate synthase activity. Gene Ontology annotation, cellular component: cytoplasm.